CUAUGUUUAGAGGUUUACAUCUGUAUGCGCUUGCGCUAUUGAGGAGUCCGGAUAUGGCCCGAUGAUGGUCGUAUUGGCCCGGAAAUAGAUCAAGUUUGUUUUAAAAAUAAUGGCUCCAACAGAACUGUUUUCUCUUAAAUGGAACAAUUUUUAUUCUAACCUUACUUCUGGUUUUCAUGACCUUUUAGCAGAACAUGAUAUGGUUGAUGUAACAAUAGCUGUUGAAGGACACUUUUUACAAGCUCACAAAAUUGUUCUCUCUGUAUGUAGCCCUUUUUUUAAACAACUGUUUAAAAUAAAUCCUUGCAAGCAUCCUAUAGUGAUACUGAAUGAUAUCUCAUUAGAGAACUUAAAGGAUAUCCUUGAGUUUAUGUAUCUUGGAGAAGUGAAUGUAUUAAAAGAUAAUCUCGCCUCCUUUUUAAGAACUGCACAACUUUUGCAAGUUAAAGGAUUAACAGGAGAUGAGACGAAUGAUACUAGCUCAAAAAAUCUUAAUAAAAGGGAGGCAAUAUGUGAGCAACAUACAAAUAACCAAUUGGAAGAUUCAACUAAAUUUUCUUUAUUACCAAAUGAUCAAAAACAGUCACAUUCUAAAAACUCAAGUCCUGCAGAAAAGAUUUCAGUAAAGAAGGCCAAGCAAGAAUUAAUUUUUUCUCAGCAAUCCUUAGUUAGAAAUUUUCAAAAAGUGAAUGGCAUUGACCUAAGUAAUAAUGGAGUUAGUGGUAUGGAAGAUUCAAAUAUUAGCCAUUAUUCUGAGUUCAGUUCUGCUGGGGAUAAGGAGCACUUUACAUUUAAUAAAGAAACACAUAAAGAUGCUUGGGAUAUUAUUGUACCAAAUUCAUUAGUAUUACAAGAUAAUAACCAUGAUAAUGGCAAACAUCCUAUUUUGUCUACCAGCAACAAACAUCCAUUUCAAUGUAUGAAAUGUACAAAACGGUUUUCAAGAAGAGAUCAUCUUCGCACUCAUGAGAAGAAUAUUCAUGGGGAAGACGCAGGUCCUUUUACCUGCGUCAUUUGUUCCCAGCUAUAUAAAAAUUCGGAGAGUUUACGAAAACAUAUCGCUAAAUUUCAUUACCCUAAAAUAAUUGAGGGUCAACAAAAAACUGUAUAAAUAAUAAUGCAUUUACUUUUAUCGUUAGUGCAACAUGCGCGCUAAACAGCCAAAACAAUUCAUUUAUAUUGGGGUUUUCAUUUUUUUUUUGUUUUCGUAUAAGGUGUUGAAUUAAUUGAGUUAUAGAUGUGAGAAGCCAAAGUUUUUGUAUUUAAAUAUAAGAUAUUAAUGAUCUUUAAUACCUCCCUCUAUUGACCCUGUAGCGUAUAUUGAAGGUAACGGAGUUAAUAUAUUUUAUUCUACUUUUAUUUUGUUAAGUCAACUGUUUGUUUUUAUAAACAAAAAAGAAUACGGGACAUAUCAUGUUGUAUGUAUUUAAUUUAAUUAUGUAUUUCGUGCGAUUAAUUUGAAGACUGGUUUUUCCUAAGAUUGUUGCUGUAUUUAUGGUAAUUCUUUUUUAUUAGUUACUAUUAUUAUUAAACGAAAGAUAGAUAACUAAAUAACUUGGUUACAAAGUGAAAGUGUCUUCAAAAUUAUUUUAAUUGUGAGUGCUGUUUUAAAACCUAUUUUUAUAGAAAUUAACAUUGCAAAAUAAAAU
Agrilus planipennis (emerald ash borer) is the source of this 1649-nucleotide messenger RNA. Its product is annotated as modifier of mdg4-like. Gene Ontology annotation, molecular function: protein binding. The transcript is spliced from 5 exons. Lineage: Eukaryota; Metazoa; Arthropoda; Insecta; Coleoptera; Buprestidae. The record is from RefSeq and is a predicted model, not a curated record. Bases 110 to 1111 code for a protein of 333 amino acids. Gene Ontology annotation, biological process: regulation of transcription by RNA polymerase II. Gene Ontology annotation, cellular component: nucleus.